Messenger RNA from Phyllostomus hastatus (greater spear-nosed bat), 2993 nucleotides. RefSeq lists its product as uncharacterized. The record is from RefSeq and is a predicted model, not a curated record. Lineage: Eukaryota; Metazoa; Chordata; Mammalia; Chiroptera; Phyllostomidae. The transcript has 2 exons. Bases 1067 to 2014 code for a protein of 315 amino acids.
GCUGGGGGUCACGGCCUGCAACCCAGGCAUGUACCCUGACUGGGAAUCGAGCCUGCGACACUUUGGUUCACAGCCCAAGCUCAAUCCACUGAGCUACACCAGCCAGGGCACUUUUCUUUGAUUUCAUCUUCAAAUUUGCAUUCAUUUGGGGUUCCAGCAUAGAAACAGUGGGGCGGCCCAGAGACGCCGACAGUUCGCACUCCCCUGCCCCUGUGGUCGGCCGUCGUGACACCUGGCAAGUGGGGAGCGGCCCUCGCCCUGCCGUCCAGCAGCAUCACCAGAGGGUGUCAUAGGCACACCGCCAGCCCGGGAAGAGAUCGAAAUUCAGAAUUUCAAGUUCGGUUUCCCCUGAACGCGUGUCAGUUUUGCACCGUCGUACAGCCGGAACCCAGAGCCGAAUCACUGCGCACGAAGCAGUGCAGGCCAUCGGCAGGAAGAAGGAUCAGGUGCCGGGCAGUGUGGCCUCCAGGUGAGUGCAGGCAGGUGAUGCAGGGACGUGUCCACAGCAGAUUUACGGGUCAGGGAGAGUCGUCCCUUCCUGCCGCUGAACAGGGCACAGCUGUGUCCACUGGGCCAGCCACGGGCCUCUGUCCUUCCCAGCACCGCCACGCCGGCCCCGCCAGCCCCGCCGGCCCGGAGACUCUUUCCCCGCUGGCCUCCACACCCAUUCACUCACGUUCACCGGAGAGGAAGUUCACACUGAGCCGGGCCCUGUCGGACCCUCGCUGACUCCCGGACUCAGACCCUCCUACUUUUGGGGUUUGCCUAAAACCACCCCAACGGAUUCACGCAGCAGGGGGGGCAUGAAGACAUUCUAAUAAGGGCUUGCAUAAGGGAGCUGGCCCACCCAAGGCUUCAGACAGCAGCCCGCCGUUCCUGCCGGAGCCGGGGAGGUGCUGUGGAUUCUGCGAAUGUGCUUGUGUGUGGCUCGCGGAGUUCCUCAGCCUGCCGGGCGGUUCCGAGGGCAGUCGCUUCAGAGCUGAGCGGGGCCUCGGUGCGCGUCUAUUACAAACGCAUCAGCCGCACGCGUGGCCCAUCUUCCCCCUCACUGCGCGCAGCGGGGGCGAUGGAAACGCGGCGUUUCAAAGCCCCCAGCAAACUGCAGCAAAGGAUCAGUGUAAGAUCACCGUCUCUGCCCGGGGUUCCUCUCUCAAAGGCGGGCAGCGGCGCCCGGGGGGAGCGCGGGCCUGUCAGACAAGCCCGUUCACGCUCGCGCUGCCGCUGUCGUUGGCCGGGCGGGCUGGCGAUGGGGAGUGCGGAUGAGAAACCCGCCACGUGCGGUGCCACCGAGAAACCUCCUCGGGGCCAGCGCGGGGCCAGCGCGGGGCCAGCGCCGCCCCCGCUCUGCCCUCUGCGCGGGUGGCGGCGGGGGGCUCCGACCGACACAGAUGUCACGGGACCUUGGAUUUCGGCACCGGAGAGACUCGGAACCCAAAGCCCGCGAGGAGCCGCAUCUGUGAGCCCCGAAGAAAGGGCAGGGCGCCCAGAGGUGACAGUGAGAGCCUUGGCUUUCCACAGAGCAGGCCGAGACAGCCCCAGCGCAGACAGGUUGGCUGCAGUCCUGGGACUCGCCGCAGCGGCGGCUGCAGCCCAGAGAUUCAUCCAGAAAGAAAACAAUGAGCCUCCUUCUCCCUGGAGCCCUCGGUCCUCCUGUUUGUGCUCGUUCUGGGCCCUUGCUUCCCCCGGUGGCUGGGGCCCGGGAGAGGGUGUGCCCCUCUGCAGCGGGGAGCCGCACGGGCCCAAGAGAAACGCAGGCAAAUCUGUGAACUGCGAGCUACCGACGGCCCACGCCGACAGCCCACCCAGACAGCCCACCCACUGCAGCCCGCUCUCCAGCUACAGGGGGCGCGCAGAAGCUGCUGGGCUCCGUCACAGCUCUCGGGGAAGGCGGGGGGCAGCUGACUUCUGGACUCUGCCCCUGCUCCCAGGGCUGAGGAAGGAGGCCUCCAUAACCCCACCUGCCAGGGGACUGGGAGGUGCACCACCCCUGGAGAUAAGAGGUCACACCAUAUAGGACAGAUUCAGAUUUUGCUGUUUCAGCUCACAUCCAUUGCGCUACCUGGGGUUACCUCUUCCUUUGACCACCCCUAAGCAUCCUGACAGGUAGGUCAUCAACUCUAAUUUAUGGGCAAGGCCACUGAAUCUCACGAAGGUUAAUUGACCUGCCCCAAUUCACACGCCUAGGCAGUGGCCAAGCCAGGAGUCAAGUCCAGGGGCUUCUGCAGAAGGCAUUCACCUGGCUGCUUCAGAGGUGGCGGCUCCCACACACCUGGGGGUGUCUUGUGGCCGCUUUCACCUUUCACCCCCGUGGUGUCACCCCUUCAGAUACAGAUUUUCCCCAUCGUUCUGGUCUUUAUGUCCUGCCACCCAUUUGCUCACGAAUAAACCAGAUUUUAAAGCAGCUGCAAAUACCUGGCAACCAUAAAACCUGAUUUGCGUCUUGUUCAAAAUACCCAAAAUGAAACAGGUGCGGGAGCCCUGCAGAUUCCCAUGUGGCAGGCGGUACAGGUGAGGGUUCCUUGAGGCUCCACCCACCACCUCUUGUGCAAUAGGCCCCACUACCCACAGGGACAGUCGUCGUCACCGUCGUCACCAUCACCAUCGUUACCGCUGAUUUCACACCUGCGCGCUGCUCGUGACCCCUGGCUAAUUGGGGCUCACCUGGGCCGGGGCCCACCCCUGCUGUCUGUCCUCCACGUGGCUCACCACAGCCUCCCCCACGCACACCGCUCCCUGGGGAGCUCCCCCAGGGACCCUUUCCGGCGGCAUCCUUACACAGCUGCCCCCCUGUCCCAGUUGUUUUUCGAGAAGCAGUCCCCAGGGUUUCGCUCAGGCAGACUCCAACUUGACCCUGCCAUGUUGAUCUGUUCACAUCCACCUCCCUCGGGAAAGGGGUGCCAAGCCCCGGGGGCCCAGGGGUGGGUCCUGGCAGCCUCCCAGCCUCUGCAGCUCGUCACCUGGCGCCUUCCACCUGGCCACAUGUUCGGACACGC